AUGGAGGGACACUCCUCCACCCAUCCCGCCAUCCCCCACUCUGAGCUGGAGAGGACUAGCAUUGGGCAGAAUCAAGACAAGGUGGAUGGGGAUGAACAUGCCAGCAGUGGAGGGGUGGAGGAGAGGGGGCCCUGCCCCGACCUAGUGGAAGCAGGCAGGGAUAGAGGUGGUGCCAUGGAGGGAGGAAGCCCCUGUGAGGAGGCCGGUAAAGCCGGGGAGGACCCAGCGUUAGCUGAUGCUAAAAGUCUGAAUGAAGGUCCAGGCAUGGAGCCAACAACACCUUCGGCAGAGAAAAACCAUAGCACUCAAAAAGGGGUGAGUCCUUUCAAGGAGGGGGAGGUGAGAGAGGGAGGGGCUGGAGGAGAGGAGGGAAGAGAGGAGGGUGGCAGGACUGCUCCACUGACUCAACAGGAUCAGUACAAAAGCCAUAGCCCAGAGAGUAACACACAGUGUGAGGAGAAGGCCAGAACACCCAGACAAUCCACCCAAAACGUGAGAGAGAAGAAGAAGAAGGAGGGUAAAACUGCCAAGAUGGACCAUCGAGAUGAAAGAACAGCUCCACACCAGAAAAACCAGGAAGAAAAUUGCUGUUCUGCUUCAGAGGGAGUUACUGGUGAGAUGUAUAAUCCAGUUGUGGAGAAAACUGAUGGCACUGUUUCAAUGGGUGAGAGCACCAUGGAAUACAAGAAGGAAGGUUCUGUGAAAGUCGGCAAGGAUGGGACUAAUACUGAAACUACUGAUGACGUCAUUCAAGAGGGAGGAAGAAAUAUGUUGACUGUUCAGAAAGACCAGGAAAUGAAAAUGAAAAAUGAACCCUCAAAGGCAGUUGAGGAUGGAGACACCAGGUGCAUUUAUGGAGAAGUAGGCGAUUUGAGAGAGCUGAAAGACCCCUACAAGGCUGAACUUCAAUCACCAUUAAAAAAGACAAAAGGGGAAAAGUCUCUGUUAGCCGUGGGUGGUACCUUGAAUCAUGACCCUCCAACAACGGGACAGGUAAAGCCACAUGGAUAUGAAAACAAGGGUGACAUUGAGAAAGAAAAUAAAGUGUCAGAGGUGGCAAGGUGUGACAUUAAGCCUGACCUGAAUGAUAAUCACAAACAAAGUGAGCUGGAAGGGGCAGGAUCCCCUACAACUAACCCUCCCACUCAAAGGGACAAAGAAGCCUUGCCCAUGGGGCAUACAGAGGAGCCCAGCUCCAUUUUGGAGAAGCUUCUGAAAAUAAACAAAAAUGAGCCGUCUCCAGAUCUCUCCAAAGUUAAAAAGGUGGUCUCUGUGUCAAGGGACCAGUCUGAUGACCAUGACCAGCUGCAACCUGAGACAAAGCUUCAUUCAGUGGCUGUGGAGACAGGGGCUGUGCCAACACCAAAACCUGCAGUGAAGGAAACAACACCAAAACGUGCUGCCAAGGAAACAACACCAAAACCUGCCGCCAAGGAAACAACACCAAAACCUGCUGCCAAGAAAACAACACCAAAACCUGCUGCCAAGGAAACAACACCAAAACCAUCCGCUGAUAUUGCAAAGACAGCUCCAGAUCAAAAUAACCCUGGAUUACAAUGUCAUAUUGAGGAGGAAACCAUAAUGUUAUCAUCCUCUGUAUGUACAACAGAGAGACCCCCUGGAGCAGAAGUUAACACUAAGCCCUGCCAUGAGGAGAUUCAUCCACAAAGCCUAGAAAAAAGUGACCAGGCAGGGAAAACUACUCAGGACUCUACAGAUAUCAUCUGUCCACCAGCUCCACCUCUGGAGACUGGAUCUGUCACUGAUAGAGAAGCGGGAAUGUCAUCACUGAUGGAUGAGGCUGACUGUAAGGCUUCAGAGCAGGACUUUGCAACAACAGCUGCCUCGCCCCAAAAUGAGGGGAAGACGAUGAAAAAUACUCCCCCAGCUGAGACCCCAUCACCAGAGACUUCACAGACAAGUCUGCCUGUUAAAGGCAGGCCCUCCACUAGGAGUGAGGUCAUCACAGAAAAACCUGCAUCUUCCUCAAUGUCUGAUGAGGGCGUCAUUGAGUCUACUGAGUCUACUGAGUCUCCAUUCUGCAAUAAAGAGGAUGAUCAAACCACAGAGCCCCUGCCUUUGCACAACAUUGAUGAAUCACCAAGCGCUAUCACUGUCACUGAGAUUCCUCCACCAACACCCAGGCAAUGCACCUCAGAGGCCUUGCAUGCUGAGUCUAUGGAGGAGGCUAAGACCAUGAAGGACCCUCCUCAAAUAACACACAUCCCAGUUGUAGUGAUAGAGGCUGCCUCAGCCUCGGUAGGAACUGGAAGUGCUCUAUCAGAAGAAAGCCAAGAGAGUAUGGAUAAUCAGAACAAAGAUGAGAAGCUUCAGUCUCAAGAUUUUACUUUCAAAACAGAGCUUGUGUCAGAGCAAGUCACAGAGAGCAACACUGCAGUCCACUUUGAUGAACAGUCUACCCAGGACAACGACCAAACUGUCUCAGAGAGUGGCAAACACCAGGAUACUCCUAAAUCAAGGCCUGUCUCUGAACUCUUAAAGGAGAACAUUCUACUACAAGAAAAACUGAAGCAUCCGGAUAUGACAAAGCCAUUGGAAGCUAAACCUGAUGGAGUUUCAGAGCAACCCCAGUCUGUGAAUGUGGCUCAAAUGUUGGCGGCUUUUGACACCCCCAAGAAAUCCCCAGAGAAGACACUGGAGAGGAAACCAUCUAGAACGACUGAGGCAGAGUUGUGCAUUAGCACAGUUGAAGAUACCAUCGCUAGACAUGACCAGGUCUUGAUACAACUGCAAAAGGACAAUGCCUACCUCAAAAACAAGGUAGAUCAGAUGGAGAACCAGAGUAGACGUAGUAAUAUCCGUGUGGUGGGAUUGAAAGAGGACACUCAGGGCCGUGACCUGGUCCGUUUCUUCACUCAAUGGAUCCCGGAGGUCCUAGGCAUAAUCAACUUCACCAAGCCGCUGGAAAUCGAACGUGCCCACAGAACAUCAGCGCCGAAACCCCGGCCAGAUGAGCCGUCCUGA
Messenger RNA from Oncorhynchus nerka (sockeye salmon), 2985 nucleotides. RefSeq lists its product as uncharacterized. NCBI's taxonomy places the organism in Eukaryota, Metazoa, Chordata, Actinopteri, Salmoniformes, Salmonidae. The transcript has 3 exons. The record is from RefSeq and is a predicted model, not a curated record. Bases 1 to 2985 code for a protein of 994 amino acids.